CCCAAUUUUGUGCUUCUUACCCUGUUGAUCUUUCCAUCGCCCGGAACGUCAAGACUAUCAGAGACGCCGACUUUGUUGUCAUCGAUAUCAACGGGAACAUCAUAUUCAAGGUGAAGGGAUCUGCUUACAGUAAUCGGGUCUUGCUCGAUGCCGUCGGAAAUCCUAUUGUUACACUAAAACAAAAGUUAAUGAGCGCACAUGAUAGAUGGCAAGUUUUCAGAGGAGAAAGCACAGAUUCGAGUGAUUUGAUAUUUAGAGUGAAACGAUCUUCAAUGUUUCAAUGGAAGACGAAACUAGAUGUCUUUCUUGCAAAUAACACAGACGAGAAGGUUUGUGAUUUCAAGGUCCAAGGAAGUUGCUCGGAGAGAUCCUGCGUGGUUUACGCCGGAGAGUCAUCCUCCAUUGUUGCACAGAUGCACAAGAACAAGAAGACUACUGUUCAAAGCGUAUUGAUCGGAAAGGACAACUUCAUGGUGACUGUGUAUCCAAACGUUGAUUAUGGAUUCAUUGUAACUCUUAUUAUCAUUCUAACUGCAAUCAAUGAGGCCGCCCAGCAAGCCGCUGACAUAGGCGCGGCUGUGGGCGGGGCUGCGGGUGCUGCUGUAGCCUCUGCUUUUUGAAAUUUUCUUCUAAUUAAUUCUAGUUACGUUUUGGCUAGAGUGAUGGAAAUUUAAAUUUGUUGAUAUUAAGAAACAAAUAAAGGAUUUAAAAUGUGUGACCGUGAAGCACUUCAGAUGGCAUGGAGGAUUAUUUGAUGUAUACUUGAGCAACAUUCUGAUAAAAUAAACGAUUUCUA
Messenger RNA from Rubroshorea leprosula, 796 nucleotides. NCBI's taxonomy places the organism in Eukaryota, Viridiplantae, Streptophyta, Magnoliopsida, Malvales, Dipterocarpaceae. The record is from the annotation of a GenBank genome assembly.